CAAUCCUCUUCUGCCCUGGAAGCACUCAGAGAGACAGGACUUCAGCAUGUAGCUCAUGUGCUUCAAGUUUAAUUGCUUUGUUUAUGUUUAUCACGGACCAUUCAUUUUUAAACAGAUGACACCUGAUGACGAAAUAAACUAAUGGCUGAUGACGCCAUAGAUCCAGAGGAUGACGGAGAUCUACAGUCUCAAAUCGAGGAGGUUGAGGCUCUGUCGUCCAUUUAUGGUGAUGAAUGGUGUGUUAUAGAUGAAGCGUCCAGAAUAUUUUGCAUCAAAAUAUCAUACGACUUAGAGGAGCCAAAGCUGACAGCAUGUUUGCAGAUAAUUCUCCCACCUGAUUAUCCGAGCGCAGCACCCCCCAUCUACCAGAUCAAUGCGGCGUGGUUGCGAGGCCCUGAGAGGGCCAAAUUGGCAAACAGCCUGGAGGACCUCUAUGUGGAGCAUGUGGGGGAGAGCAUCCUCUACCUGUGGGUGGAGAAAAUUAGAGAAUUCCUGGUGGAGAAAUCCCAGAGCUCUGAAACAGUGGAUCAACCAGAGAAGGUGAACAUGACGACUGAAGAGGAGGUGGAUGAUGAUGAUGAUGAAGACAUACCUGACCUCAGGACUCUCAAUCUUAACCCACAAAAUGCACAUCUUUUCGUGGAUCAUUCAAACGAUGAAGAGGUUCCUCCAAUAAAACAUGGAAGUACCAUCACAGACCGACGCAGCACCUUCCAGCCACACUUAGCACCUGUGGUGACUCCCAGACAGGUUAAAAUGGUCCUGGGAAACCUGUAUGAAAACAAGAAGAUUGCUAGUGCCACUCAUAAUAUUUAUGCAUACAGGAUUUUCUGCGAGGACAAACACAGCUUCUUGCAGGACUGCGAGGACGACGGCGAGACAGCUGCAGGGGGAAGAUUGCUCCACUUACUGCAGAUUCUGGAUGUGCGUAAUGUCAUGGUGGUCGUGUCUCGGUGGUAUGGAGGCAUUUUGUUGGGUCCUGAUCGCUUCAAACACAUCAACAACUGUGCGAGAAACAUCCUGGUGGAGGAGGGAUUCACUGCCUCCAUGGAUGAGCCCACCAGAUCAGCAGCCAAGACCAAAAAGCCGAAAAGCAAGAAGGCAAAAUGAAUUUGAAAAGAAGAAAGACCUGAACUCAAACACAUUUGUGUAAUGUUUUACAUUAAUUCAGCUGAUUCACAUGCAUCUUAAUGGACAAACAAACAGUAAUCCUUUGCUAUUAGAAAUAAUUUAUUCAAGGUAUUAAGAUGUCAACUGUUAUUUCAAGUGGAUGUUUUAACAUUUUUGACAAGCAAACCUUGAAAUGAAAUAUUUACAGUACAUUUUUUAAUUAAAGCAAUCAAACCAUGGGGAUUUAUACACAAA
This is a messenger RNA of Paralichthys olivaceus (Japanese flounder), 1365 nucleotides long. RefSeq names its product impact RWD domain protein (gene impact). Gene Ontology annotation, molecular function: protein binding. Gene Ontology annotation, cellular component: cytoplasm. Lineage: Eukaryota; Metazoa; Chordata; Actinopteri; Pleuronectiformes; Paralichthyidae. The record is from RefSeq and is a predicted model, not a curated record. Gene Ontology annotation, biological process: regulation of translational initiation; GCN2-mediated signaling.